Messenger RNA from Carassius carassius (crucian carp), 4158 nucleotides. RefSeq names its product mucin-2-like. The record is from RefSeq and is a predicted model, not a curated record. The annotation marks the transcript as partial. Lineage: Eukaryota; Metazoa; Chordata; Actinopteri; Cypriniformes; Cyprinidae. The transcript has 8 exons.
UCUACCACUCCAUCAACAUCAACUGCACCAACAUCUACCACUCCAUCAACAACAACUGCAGGAACAUCAUCCACUCAAUCAACAACAACUGCACCAGCCACAACAUCAUUGGCAUCAACAACUACCACACAAUCAACAUCAACAGCAAAAACAUCUACCAAUCCAUUAACAUCAACAGCAACAACAUCUACCACUCCAUCAACAACAACUGCACCAACAUCAUCCACUCCAUUAACAACAACUGCACCAACAUCUACCACUCCAUCAACAACGACUGAACCAACCACAACAUCACUGGCAUCAACACCUACCACUCCAUCAACAACUGCACUAUCAUCUACCACUCCAUCAACAACAACUGUACCAACAAAAACCACUCCAUCAACAACAACUGCAACAGCCAUUACAUCGACAGCACCAACAUCUACCACUCCCUCAACAACAACUGCAGCAACAUCAACAACUCCAUCAACAACUAUAACACCAGUCACAACAUCAUUGGCAUCAACAUUUACCACUCCAUCAACAUCAACAUCUACCACUUCAUCAACAACAACUGCACCAACAUCAACCACUCCAUCAACAACAACUGUACCAACAUCAACCACUCCAUCAACAACAAAUGCACCAACAUCUACCACUCCAUCAACAACAACUGCACCAACAUCUACCACUCCAUCAGCAACAACUGCACCAACAACAACUACUCCAUCAACAAAAACUGCACCAGCCAUUGGGUCAUCAACAACAACUGCACCAACAUCUACCACUCCAUCAACAACAACUGCACCAACAACAACCAAUCCAUCAACAACAACUGCACCAGCCAUUACAUCAACAGCACCAACAUCAACCACUCCAUCAACAACAACUGCACCAACAUCUACCACUCCAUCAACAACAACUGCACCAGCCACAACAUCACUGGCAUCAACACCUACCACUCCAUCAACAACUGUAGCAACAUCAACAACUCCAUCAACAACAACUGCACCAGCCAUAACAUCAACGGGACCAACAUCAACCACUCUAUCAACAACAACUGCAAAAACAUCUACAACUCCAUCAACAACUAUAACACCAGUCACAACAUCAAUGGCAUCAACAUCAACUGCACCAACAUCUACUACUCCAUCAACAACAACUGCACCAACAACAACCACUCCAUCAACAACAACUGCACCAACAACAACCACUCCAUCAACAAUAACUCCACCAGUCAUUACAUCAACAGCACCAAUAUCAACCAUUCCAUCAACAACUCCAUCAACAACAACUGCACCAGCCAUAACAUCAACGGCACCAACAUCAACCACUCUAUCAACAACAACUGCAAAAACAUCUACAACUCCAUCAACAACUAUAACACCAGUCACAACAUCAACCACUCCAUCAACAACAACUGCACCAACAUCUACCACUCCAUCAACAACAACUGCACCAACAACAACCACUCCAUCAACAACAACUGCACCAACAACAACCACUCCAUCAACAACAACUGCACCACACCAUCAACAACUCAUCAACAACUCAACAGCACCAUCAACAACUCAUCAACAACUCCAUCAACAACAACUUCACCACAUCAACGGCAUCAACAUCUGCCACUCCAUCAACAACAACUGUACCAACAUCAACUCUUUUGUCAACAACAGUUGCACCAGCCACAACAUCAAUGGCAUCAACAUCUACCACUCCACCAAUAACAACUGUCCCAACAUUAACAACUUUGUCAACAACGGCUGCACCAACAUCAGCCACUCUGUCAACAAUAGCUGCAAAUGCCACAACAUCAACUUCACCAAGAUUUACCAGUCAACCAUCAACUGCACCAACAUUUACCACUCUACCAGCAACUGCUGCACCAAACUCAACGUCAACUGCACCAACAUCUACCAUUCCAUCAACAAUAACUGCACCAACAUUUACCACUCCAUCACCAACUACUGCACCAACAUUUGUCACCCUACCAACAACUGUGCACAAACAACAACCACUCCAUCAACAACAACUGCAUCAGCCAUUACAUCAACAGCACCAACAUCUAUCACUCCAUCAACAUCAACAGCAACAACAUCUACUACUCCAUCAACAACAACUGCACCAACAUCAACCACGCUAUCAACAACAACUGCACCAACAUCUACCACUCCAUCAACAACUACUGCACAAACCACAAUAUCAUCUGUACCAACAUCUACCUCUCCGUCAACAACAACUGCACCAACAUCAACCACUCUGUCAACAACAACUGCACCAGACACAACAUCAACUGCACCAAAAUUUACCAUUCUACUAUCAACUGCACCAACAUCUACCACUUUGUCAACAAAAACUGCACCAACAUCUACCUUUUUAUCAACAACAACUGCACCAACAUCAACCACUCUGUCAACAACAGCCACUCCAUCAACAAAAACUGCACCAGCCAUAACAUCAACGGCACCAACAUCUACCACUCCAUCAACAACAACUGCACCAACAUCAACCACUCCGACAUCACUGGCAUCAACAUCUACUACUCCAUCAACAACAACUGCACCAACAUCAACCACUCUAUCAACAACAACUGCACCAACAUCUACCACUCCAUCAACAAGUAUAACACCUGUCACAAGAUCAACGGCAUCAACAUUUAUUACUCCAUCAACAACAACUGCACCAGCCAUUACAUCGACAGCACCAAUAUCUACCACUCCAUCAGCAACAACUGCACCAACAUCUACCACUCCAUCAGCAACAACUGCACCAACAACAACCACUCCAUCAACAAAAACUGCACCAGCCAUUGGGUCAUCAACAACAACUGCACCAACAUCUACCAGUCCAUCAACAACAACUGUACCAACAACAACCAAUCCAUCAACAACAAUUGCACCAGCCAUUACAUCAACCGCACCAACAUCAACCACUCCAUCAACAACAACUGCACCAACAUCUACCACUCCAUCAACAACAACUGCACCAGCCACAACAUCGCUGGCAUCAACACCUACCACUCCAUCAACAACUGUAGCAACAUCAACAACUCCAUCAACAACAACUGCACCAGCCAUAACAUCAACGGCACCAACAUCAACCACUCUAUCAACAACAACUGCAAAAACAUCUACAACUCCAUCAACAACUAUAACACCAGUCACAACAUCAACGGCAUCAACAUCAACUGCACCAACAUCUACCACUCCAUCAACAACAACUGCACCAACAACAACCACUCCAUCAACAACAACUGCACCAACAACAACCACGCCAUCAACAACAACUGCACCAACAACUGCACCAGCCACAACAUCACUGGCAUCAACACCUACCACUCCAUCAACAACUGUAGCAACAUCAACAACUCCAUCAACAACAACUGUACCAGCCAUAACAUCAACGGCACCAACAUCAACCACUCUAUCAACAACAACUGCAAAAACAUCUACAACUCCAUCAACAACUAUAACACCAGUCACAACAUCAACGGCAUCAACAUCAACUGCACCAACAUCUACCACUCCAACAACAACAACUGCACCAACAACAACCACUCCAACUACCACAACAUCAACAUCAACAGCAACAACAUCUACCACUCCAUCAACAACAACUGCACCAACAUCAUCCACUCCAUUACCAACAACUGCACCAACAUCUACCACUCCAUCAACAACAACUGAACCAGCCACAACAUCAACGGCAUCAACACCUACCACUCCAUCAACAACUGCACUAUCAUCUACCACUCCAUCAACAACAACUACACCAGCCAUUACAUCGACAGCACCAACAUCUACCACUCCCUCAACAACAACUGCAGCAACAUCAACAACUAUAACACCAGUCACAACAUUAUUGGCAUCAACAUUUACCACUCCAUCAACAACAACUGCACCAACAUCAACCACUCCAUCAACAACAACUGUACCAACAUCAACCACUCCAUCAACAACAAAUGCACCAACAUCUACCACUCCAUCAACAACAACUGCACCAACAUCUACCACUCCAUCAGCAACAACUGCACCAACAACAACUACUCCAUCAACAAAAACUGCACCAGCCAUUGGCAACAACAUCUACCACUCCAUCAACAACAACUGCACCAACAUCAUCCACUCCAUUAACAACAACUGCACCAACAUCUACCACUCCAUCAACAACAACUGA